This is a messenger RNA of Salvia miltiorrhiza (redroot sage), 1965 nucleotides long. RefSeq names its product BEL1-like homeodomain protein 4. Gene Ontology annotation, biological process: regulation of transcription by RNA polymerase II. The transcript has 7 exons. The record is from RefSeq and is a predicted model, not a curated record. NCBI's taxonomy places the organism in Eukaryota, Viridiplantae, Streptophyta, Magnoliopsida, Lamiales, Lamiaceae. The coding region runs from base 297 to 1796 and encodes 499 amino acids. Gene Ontology annotation, molecular function: DNA-binding transcription factor activity, RNA polymerase II-specific; RNA polymerase II cis-regulatory region sequence-specific DNA binding.
AAUAAACCAGGUUAUGGUACUUUCACUACCCUCAACUUUAUGCUUAACUAAACAAAGACGACAUACAUAGAGAGCUAAGAUGAUAUAUAUAUUAUAGAAAGUUCUUUGAAAGUGAAGUGAGGUAGUGAAGGGAGCAAGAGGGCGACCCCUUUUUUUUCUCUAUCCUCUCCUUUCAUUUUCUUUCCUCUCUCACUGCUUUUUUCUCUUGUCUGAUCGAAAACUGCUUGUAAGAUUCCAUGAGCAAGCUGAUUUCAAGCACAAACAUCAACAGGUAAAAAUUAAAGCACGGCGAUUUGAUGUUACGAGUGCAAGGUUUCGAGUUCGAGGCGCUAUCGUCGCCGCAGCCAGACUCGGCCGGGCAGCCGCCGCCAUACGACGCGGCCAGAGGGAUGCUGACGGCGGAGAUGAUGAACCUGCAGCCGUGGCGAAAAGCAAGCACCGAUUUUUUGGAUGAUCGGAUCCAAUCAAGUUACCACUUGCCUGCAGUAAAUGAAAUGAAUCCCGAGAUAAGAGGUUCAGACCCUCAUCGUCAAGGGUUUCAUUUUCCGGUUCCGGCGGCGGAGCUGGCCUGGAUCCCCAAGAGCGGCGGCGACUAUGAAAUGGGGAGAGCUGAGGCGCAAGCUGGACUUUCUUUGUCUCUACGAAGCUUGGAUGCAGUGAAAUUGGGUAAAAUAGGUCUUGGAAAUGGGGAAUUGUACUACCAAAAUGAUCAAGGGCUUGAAUCUUCAAACAAGUUGAAUUGGUCUGAGCCGCAGCCUUUUUACUCUUCAAUGGAGUCCGCCGGUAGAAUCAACAUCCUCGGGAAUUCACCAUACUUGAAGCCUGCACAAGAAUUGCUGGAAGAGUUCUGCUGUGUUGGAAGAGGCCAGAUCACAAACCCUAAUAAUUCAUCAAUCUUCGACUACGGCGGUGGCGGUGGCGGUGGCUCGUCGUCCUCCAAAACUCAUCAUCCUCCCAUUAUUUCGCAUGUCGAAAGGUCAGAAUACCAAAGGAGAAAGAUCAAGUUAUUGUCUAUGCUGGAAGAGGUUGAGAGAAGAUAUGCGAGCUACUGCGAGCAAAUGCAGGCGGUGGUGAAGUCGUUCGACGCGGUGGUGGGGCAAGGGGCGGCGCAGGCGUACACGGGGCUGGCGCGGAAGGCGAUGUCGAAGCAUUUCCGGUACAUAAAGGAUAGCAUAGUUGGGCAGCUGAAGCAGGCGUGUGAAGCCCUUGGUGAGAGAGAUCAGGCGAUGGGGCUGACGAAAGGGGAGACGCCGCGGCUGAAGAUGCUUGAGAAGAAAUUUAGGCAGCAGAAGGCCCUCUACCAUAUGGGAAUGGCGGAUUCCGAUUCGUGGAGGCCGCAGCGGGGCUUGCCUGACCGCUCUGUGCACAUACUCAGAGCCUGGCUUUUUGAGCAUUUCCUCCAUCCGUACCCGAGUGAAGCUGACAAACACGUGCUAUCUCGACAGACUGGUUUAUCAAAGAAUCAGGUUUCGAAUUGGUUCAUAAAUGCUAGGGUUCGGCUGUGGAAGCCCAUGGUGGAGGAAAUGUACCAGCAUGAGCUGCAAGAUGAGGUACAACACGCCGAAGCAGCACAACCCAAGCUCACUCGUGGCCCGAUGCAACCAUUAAUAUCUUUGUCAACAGAAAACGACCAUUCACCAAACAACAUCAAUUAUAGGCAGGUGGCUCAACCGGGCGGCGAAGCUGCUAACUUUGGCGCACAAGCGGGGGAUGUGUCUCUUACAUUGGCACUUAAGCAUUCCGAGAAUUUACCAAGAAUGAAACGCCUCUCUAUUAAAGACUUCGAGGCCUACUAAAAUUAUUAUAGUUAUUAGCUAGUUUCGUGUGCGACACUGAUUUGGAGUUACUUGUAUAUAAAGGAGUGAAUAUAAACUAAUUAUAUUUUGGUGGUUAAAUAUAGAAAUAUGUAAGACUUGAUUGUGAAGGGAAAGGAAUUAGACUAAACCAUGUACGUAUUUUUUAAAA